Molecule: messenger RNA, 285 nt
Organism: Talaromyces proteolyticus
Lineage: Eukaryota; Fungi; Ascomycota; Eurotiomycetes; Eurotiales; Trichocomaceae
Exons: 2
Source: RefSeq, a predicted model, not a curated record
AUUAAUGAGACUACGCGAGGCUUUGCCUCAAUUCAAAAACGCGUAUGCCUGAUUAAUGGCGCCUCCCGCACAACAGCGGCCGAAGCGCUGAAUAUUGAACUGCACUUACUCUCAAUUAAGCUUCAACUGCGUACUGGCGUGACCCGCGCCAUAUCUGAGAGCUUAAUUCGACAAUAUCCUGAGAGUGAGAUCAAGCUCGGCGGUUAUAUUCCCAUGGAGGUAAGUUUAAAAUCAAACCCGGGCUUAAUGGGUUCGACUACUGAUAAAUGCCUUUAUUAUUGCUGA